AUGAAGUCAUCCCCGUGCAUCCGUUCUCGAGAACCCAACGAGAACGACAACUCCAGCUAUAAAUCUCUUUGUACUGCCUUCGAUAACCGGCUUCGUUUAUUUAUGAACACGGAAUUAUUUCCUGUGAACAACGAACGCGAACAAGAUCACAUUCCGGCUGCACAGAAUGGAAUGCAGAGCCAGUUUGGGGCACCUUUGAGGCUCGGAGGCAAUGCUGACGCAAGGGUACUCACACUCACGGUUGUCACUUCCCACACAGAUAAUCUUGCCGAUGCCCCAAAUGCAGCUCUUGGGACACCUUCGUCGUCGGUGACGGCCCCUCUUGCAACGUGUGCGCACACCGUUGCCGUCGAUUCCCCACGUCCACGACGCGGUCGACCUCCUGGAUCCGGGUACAAACAAAAGCGAGCGGCUGCACUAGCGUUAGAGGGAGUAGCGCCGCCUGCAAAACGUCCACGAGGAAGGCCAAAAAAACAGAAGUUGGCAUCUCCUGCAGUGUCGAUCGAAUUCAGGACAUCGACAAAUCCUGGUACUAGCAGGAUAACACCUCCAGCUUUGCUUGCCCCACCUUAUUCCUUUGUUCCACCAUCCCGCAGUUCAAAUCAUAGUCCCAGACCCAGUGUACCGCCUCAACUGCACAGCGGCCAGUUGGUUGCAUCCAAUCCCUGCACCACACGUCCGCCACCAUCUACCCACACAACGCCUCCACAUGAUACAAUUAUUGGUAGUGAAGAUCCACAGCGCGAAAUUGUGCCGCUGGAUGAUGACGAUGCAUCUGGAGAUGGUGUUGGUGUCGAAGAUGAUUUGGAUGACGAUGAAGAUUGCCCUUCACCUUUGUCUUCUGGAGCUCCCAUGGUAAAGCCGUUACCCGAGUGGCUGAUGGAGCAAUUUCGACAACAUCUCAAAGAGUCGCGGCAACGCGACGCAAAUGGUCUGCCUCCAUUAUAUGCCAAUCAACACACAUUUUGGUUUCCGACAAAAUCGGUUUAUUUCAUUCUUCGAAACUCGUCGCACCCAUCACCUCCCGAUUGCUAUGACUCUCGAUUUAUGCUCUGGGAUCCCCUUCCUCUUUGCAACGACGGUAUCUCUUGCCCCAAGUGCGGAAGACGCUUGCAACGGCAUUCUGAAAUUCCACGUCCUCGUCGAUGUGUUGAUAUGGACUCAACAUUCUAUAUUAUCGGAUAUCGUUACCGUUGCCCCACAUGUAUUUAUUCAAAACCUGGAACACGUACAGUCACAUUUCGAAGUUGGGAUCCCGAGAUCCUUAAAAUGCUUCCUUCAUCACUGGCUGCUGAGUUUCCAGCAAGAAUAAGUUAUCGUAGUGCCAUAUCCAAGACAGCGUUUAAUUGGUUGAGAACCUGUAUUCAGAAUGGUAUGGGAACAAAGCAAUUUUCCGACGGUUUGCGUACACAGCAUCUGCUUCGACAUGACCUGCUCAAUCUGCAGUAUCUGACACACCUUUGCGAACGAAGAAACACAUUGGAUGGCACCUGGAAUAACAGAAAAUUUGAAUCCUUUCUGCCCUUCAAUGACACAAGCCCAAGAGGACGUCAUGGAUAUAUUCCUAGUGCCCAAUGGAUUCGAGAUAUGUAUGACUCGUUUAUUGAAAAGCACGGCCACGAUUUCAACCAGCACACGGCGAUGUUGACGGGUGAGAUAUGUGCUAUUGACCAUAGCCACAAAAUUACAAAACACUUAGCCCGUGUCGAAGGUGAACAGGUUUUCACUGGCCUUCUUACGGUAACCAAUGAAAAAGGCGAAAUAAGGACGUGCAAUCUUGUUGCAACCAAAGCGCAAUCACAAUCUGAAUUGCCUUUGAAAGCCAUGGCAAAGUCUCUUGAUCUUUACGGUCACUCCCAGCCUCAACUUUUCUUCACCGAUAAUAUCACCGAUAAGGCAUUCUUGGAGCGGUGCUUCCCUUCUCUUCGAGCCGGUGUAGUGCCAGUUGAAAAGUAUGCAGAUUUGGAGCCCUUUGAACUUCCUCCGCAGGUCAAGCUUCUUCCCAAGGAUUCACCACACUCAAUCAAUGAUGCUGCACGAUCUAUUCUCGAUGAUGUUCCCCAGGAUCAGGGAUAUAUUGCUGUUGGUUUUGAUUCUGAAUGGAAUGUAGAGCUUUCGUCUCGUGGUCACGUGACCCAUCGUGGCAAGACAGCGAUUAUACAAAUUGCUUAUCAGGAUUGCAUAUAUGUGCUUCAGAUUAGUGAAAUGCUUGCAAAGGGGGACCUGCCACAUCAACUAAAGCUGUUACUCGCUCAUCCACGAAUUUUGAAAGUGGGUCGGAUGAUCAAAUCUGACCUCUCUUAUCUCCAAAAAGCCUCUAACUCGUCGUAUGACUUUGUCGGGGGAGUUGAUCUUGGAAAACUUGCCAAAGAUCGCCUUUUAAUAUCAAAUAUUUCAAAAACAAGUCUGGCAGAUCUGUGUGCACGGAUUUUGCAUAAACGUCUCGACAAAAAUGUACCAGAACGAAUCAGUAACUUGUGGGAGAAUAUUGUUUUGUCCCCCGAGCAGUUAAGCUAUGCUGCAAAAGAUGCAUACGCUUCGCUCUGCCUCUACAAAGAAAUGCAAAACAUCAAAGUGCCAUCUCUACUCCCAUCAUUGGUGGAACCUUGCAUGCCGGUCAUUCUCUUCAGCAACGAUAACACUACAAUCAUUGCAGAAGGUCAAAUAUCACGUCACGCCCGAAGCCAAACAUAUGAUGGAAUCAAAGUUUCUGCACGGAGAACAGUUAUUGAUGUUCUCAAAGUUCUUGUUCCGGGUGCGAUUAUUCCACAGCAUCGUCGGCAAACUCUGAAAUCGUUUGGCCAAACACCGUUUUCGAUAGUCUGCUUACAGAGCCAUCUUCGACUUUAUGAUCCUGCCGCCUCAUCAACAAGGACAAUCAAAUUUUGUGAAUCUGCCAGCUCCGAGCCUGAAACCGAAACCCCCUAUGAAUCUGCAAGCAUUUUUCAGGAUGCUGAUUCCGAAUGUGACUUUGCUGCACCCAAUGAUUCAGAGCCUUCUUGCUCGGUUGGGGAUCUCUUAUCUGAUGACCUCUCUGAAGGAUGUUCUACUGAUUCUGUGCAAGGCUUUGAGGUUGAUCCUGAAAGUGUGUUAUUCUGCAAGGAGUACUUGGGAAAAGAUCCAGAUCAGUGGGAUUAUACACUGCACAGUCGUGUCAUCAAGGACGUGUGGCAUGUUUUCCACAUGUUCUACAUUCCCGCCACUCAUGGGCUCCGAAAGCAGUUUACUCGUGAUCUGCGCGAUGCAAUCUUUAUUCCUGAUAAAGAUGACAAGGAUCGUAUUGACGCAAUUGGUGCAACGUGGUCUCCACCUCAAACAUAUGAGCAGCUACGAAAUUCACGCUCAGAAUGGGUACGUCAACGAUGCAAGCACCAUAUUCCAUCACCACAUAUUGUCUAUGAAUAUCUUGCCAAAGUCUUUCGCACAUAUGGUCCCUUGAGGGAUCCCAAAACCAAAAAGCCCCUGUUUUCAGUGGAAGGCUGGAAAACUGCCAAAUGUAUUCUUGAACUUGCUAUAGGAGGAUAUUUAUCUGAUCCUCCUGGAAUUCCUUUGUAUACACGAAUUGGGACCGACAAAUCAACAGGCCUUCCCAUAUACAGAUGUGCCCGUGGUACAAAUACAACUGAAGGCGGUGUUCAUACCCAUAUACGGUCCCGCUUGCCAAAGUUUGGCACGUCUUUCCGACAUAUGCAGGCUUGUCUUAAGGACUUUGUUCUUCGGCACAAUCUCCAGACGGGUACAUACAACUCUACUGGCCAACCAUAUCGAAGUCAUUUCUCGAUAUGGAUCAUAAACAAACUCCAGGAACUUACAAUUUCACUCGACAAUAUACUCAUCAACCCAGUCCAAAUUGAUGGCUGGGUCAAUGGCAACCUCUAUUCGCCAACGACUGAAGUUCUUGGGAUUCUGCCUAUUCCAGAAAGCAUUCGAACGGCCACAGGCAUGCUUCCAUAUAAUUCAAAUACUGUUAUUCCUAAUCAGCCACAAAUGCAUCAGUAUCUUGCCAAUAUUCAGGGCACUCGAAAGCCUGUGCUACCUGUUCAUACAGCAACGGAAAAGAAGCUCUUCCAUGAUCUGAUCAAAAGUCACGCUGCCUUUAGUCCGGUGUCUGGAGAGCCACAAUGGCGAGAUGCAGUUCCAGUAUGGAAUGCAAAGGCUGACAUAACAAAUGAUGUCUCUUACAAGCUUGUUGAGCAAUUGAGCGCAUAUUAUAAUAAAUGGAAAACACUUUCACACAUCCACGAAACUCUGUCUCUUACUGCAGAUAUCCGUGGACCACUCUCAAUCAUCAUUCACGACCCAUCACGUUCACGAAAAGCACCUGUUGUACCUUUCAAACCGUGCCCACAACCUCUCACUGCUUGCGAAGGCUUGCUAGAAACCAAUGAUAAUGGAAAUCGCAUGUUGGCACCGUUGCCCAUUACAACAAAUGCCAUGCAUGUUGACUCGGAUUUACCAAGUCAACAGCUUUCUCGCGAUGACAUGGCAAGCCGGGACAUUGAAUUUUGGCGCGAAACAGAUGUUAUUUCAGCUCCUCAACAACUCGAACAUCAGCAAAUGUGCCCUACCUCGCCUAGAAGCCAUCAAUUACAGAACAAAAUCAUUAUGGAGAAGCUUGCGCGUCAACGAGUGGUUGAAUCACUCCAGAAAACAAAGCCAAUCAAAAAGCCACGAAAACGGCGGACGUGCCGCAAAUGUGGCCAAAGAGACUGCUCCGGAAGCAGCAACGUUAACCUGUGUCGCAACCGCUGUCAAGAUUGCGGCCAAUACAAUAGCUGCAAAGGCAGAAAUACAAAGAGACCCACGAAGAAGUGUUAUGAGGGAUGGAAUUAA
Psilocybe cubensis is the source of this 4833-nucleotide messenger RNA. RefSeq lists its product as uncharacterized. The coding region runs from base 1 to 4833 and encodes 1610 amino acids. The record is from RefSeq and is a predicted model, not a curated record. The transcript is spliced from 7 exons. Gene Ontology annotation, biological process: nucleobase-containing compound metabolic process. Lineage: Eukaryota; Fungi; Basidiomycota; Agaricomycetes; Agaricales; Agrocybaceae. Gene Ontology annotation, molecular function: 3'-5' exonuclease activity; nucleic acid binding.